UUAAUACCCCGCCCUCCCUUCCCUUGUCCCCUUGUUGACAACCCUUGAACUACCGCGGGAAACUCAUUGCUUGCACUCAAGGAUAAACGCGGUCCGUGUAGGUUAUUUACAUUGCAUAAUGUCCAAAAAAAAAGGUCUCAGUCAUGAGGAGAAGAGGACACGCAUGAUGGAGAUUUUCUUUGAGACAAAAGAGGUGUUUCAGCUGAAGGACAUCGAGAAAAUCGCCCCCAAGACUAAAGGAAUAACACCCAUGUCAGUGAAGGAGGUUCUCCAGAGUCUGGUGGAUGACAACAUGGUGGACUGUGAGAGAGUGGGCACCUCCAACUACUACUGGGCCUUCCCCAGCAAGGCCCUGCACGCCCGCAAGCGCAGGUUGGAGGAGCUGGACAAGCAGCAUACCGAGGUGAAACAAAGGAAGAUGUCUCUGCAGCAGGCUGUCGACAAAGCAAAAGUAGGACGUGAAGAUACAGAGGAGCGGGCCUCUCUUCUAAAGGAGCUGCAGGCCCUGAGGGAGAAGAGGAGUCAUCUGAAGGCAAAGCUGGAGAAGUACAGGGAGUGUGACCCAGAAGUGAUCGAGGAGAUGAGAAAGUCCAAUGUCACAGCUAAAGAGGCAGUGUCCAGAUGGACAGAUAACGUCUUUGCCAUCAAGUCGUGGGCCAAGAGGAAGUUUGGUUUCGACGACGGACGCAUCGAUAAAGCCUUCGGGAUUCCUGAAGAUUUUGAUUACAUGGACUGACUGCACAAUCUGUAAUUUCAAUGAAUUGUUUUUGUUAAUUGAGUGACCUCCAUUGCACACAACGCAAGUCAAACAUGUUACUUUAUGUUGAAAGGACUCUAAAUCCACUAAGGCAAGCCCCCCCAAAAAACAGCCUUAUGUUUUCCGAAGUUGACUCGGAGCAGCUGCCAUUUUGGCAUUCGCUCAAGGCCCUUGCAGGUGCAAAUGCUGCUUAUGUGGAACCUGAGAAGGCGCUGUGCUAACCUUUGGGCUGUUCCGUGGUGGUGGGGGGGGCCUACUUUUGGGACACCUGUUUGCAUGAAAAUCGAGAGCCCAGAGUCGUUGACGGAAAUUAGCUGUGUCCAGCACUUCGACCCCCCCCCCCCACACACACACACUCCACACACAGAAAAAGAGGCGGCACAUCAAACACCCAUGCGAUGUUAAAAAUCUAAUCUUCCCUGAUUUAAACAGAUUGAAAUGAAAACAGCCACUCAUGUUGUUUUUGCCCCCCCCAUGUCCCUUAUCUUUCUUUUCAUAAUUUACUUUGACAAAAGAAGCAUCUGCCACUGUGGCACCAGGACUGACUGAACUUGUCUUAUCUCAUGUUUAAAUCAAAUGAGGGAGAGGGUCGUUGUGGACAAAAGGUGCUUGGUGAUUGACAAUGCAGUGGUGUGGAGAGUGACGCAAGGAGCACCGAAACACAAAUGGAAGCGCCACUGAAAUAUCGUUGAGGCUGUACAGUGGGGAUAUGUUUAGAAUUCACAAAAUGUAGAUGCUCCAUAAAUUAUAACUCCCUGUAAAUGUGCUUUAUGGUCUUGUGGUUCUGCAGAGUCUAGACUGAGGUGUUCAGGUUUUGUUGUUGAAAACAUGAUGGAUGAUCCAUUUGAAUGGUAACAUUUCAAUAAAGUCUUAGUGUUAUGUUUUAUCUUA
Messenger RNA from Salmo salar (Atlantic salmon), 1648 nucleotides. RefSeq names its product meiotic nuclear divisions 1 homolog (S. cerevisiae). Lineage: Eukaryota; Metazoa; Chordata; Actinopteri; Salmoniformes; Salmonidae. Gene Ontology annotation, cellular component: nucleus. Gene Ontology annotation, biological process: reciprocal meiotic recombination. The record is from RefSeq and is a predicted model, not a curated record. Gene Ontology annotation, molecular function: double-stranded DNA binding.